ACUUUUCAUCACAUGGUUCUGUUUGGAACAUUAUAAAAGUGACAACUGGACUUGAAAAUCCGCAUUGUUGGCGAGAGGGCUUCUUGCUUACAUAUUAACUUCAUCAUGGAAGUUUCUACAAAUUCUUCGUUUCAAGCUAAAAAAUACGAUAUCCUGGAUAUUCUUAGGACCUUAACCGAGGGAAUCAUCAUUCGAAGGUGGAGCAUAGCAGGGGCCCUAUUAAUUCUACUUUGCAGUUUUUACUGCGGUUGGGCAUGUAAGAAUCACCCAUAUUUCCAGGACGCCGGCCCUCUUGUCAAGACCAAUACUGGAUCUGUUAUCGGAACGUAUGUCAAGGUGUUUGAUACUGAUGUUGCAGCUUUUCUAGGUAUCCCGUACGCCAAACCCCCGACUGGACGGAAAAGAUUCCAAAAACCUGAACCCAUAGAGCCUUGGGAGGGAAAAUUGUUUGCCAACAAGAAACCACGUCCCUGCAUGCAAUAUUCAAGUAAAAAUUACAGUUUUAUUGCAACCACCAAACCUAGUGAAGAUUGUCUCUACCUCAACGUGUGGACCCCAAAAGAGCGAUGUUGUGAUGCAAAAGAACUCCUUCCUGUUCUCGUAUGGAUCCAUGGCGGAGCAUUCGUCUUUGGAUCAACCGAUAUAGAACUCUAUGACGGCAGUAUAAUAGCUACGUACGGUAACGUUGUUCUGGUUUCCAUGAAUUAUAGACUCGGAGCCUUUGGGUUUUUGAAUUUUGGCACCAAAGAUGCACCAGGAAAUAUGGGGCUACAUGAUCAAAGAUUAGCACUGAAAUGGAUAAAGGAAAAUAUCCACUUUUUUGGAGGCGACGCAAAAAAAACUACAAUUUUUGGUGAAAGUGCUGGGGCUAUGUCAGCAAGUGCUCAUAUGAUAUCACCUCUAUCUAGAAAUCUGUUUAACAGAGUCAUCCUCCAAAGUGGGGCAGCAUAUCAUCCCAACCUCAUUGAACCACCGACCCUUUCAAAAAUGAAAUCAAAAAUGCUCGCUCAGAUGGCUAAUUGUACGAAUGGCAGUGAUGAAGUAGAUUCGUUUCUUUUGACAGCCUGUCUAAGGAAACUGGAGGCCAUGACAUUAGCUCAAAUUGAAGACGGGAUCACUUCAAAAAGUGUUAUGUUCUUCGCGCCGUCUUACGACAAUGAAUUUCUGCCUGUAUCACCUAUCGAGGCAUACGAGUCAGGUGAUAUUGCGCUUGUGAACGUGUUGAUGGGAGUCAAUCGGGAUGAGGGUUCCUUAUUUUUGAACUUCAUGCUGCCUGAUAUAUUUCCCAGCGAUAAAACUCCGAAAAUUACAAAGACUCAUCUUAGGCCUAUACUGUCAGGACUUUUCCAGUUGCUGCCUGAACAAACGGUAAACAAAAUAAUGAACUUCUACUUUCAAAGCUUGAGUGAGGAGGAUACUGAAGGCAUCAUCAAAGCUCUGUCAGACUCCUUCGGGGAUUACAUCUUCAACUGCCCCUCAAUGUAUCUGGCUGAGAAACUGAAGAAUGUUUACCUCUAUUACCUUACACAUCGUUCUUCUAAAGACACCAGUGCUGAGUGGUUGGGUGUGCCACAUUUUUAUGACGUACAGUUUGUAUUUGGGAAGCCCAUCGUGGAUCUCAAAUUAUACACACCAGAAGACGCGCGCUUCAGUGGAGACUUGAUAAGGAAAUGGGUCUCUUUUGCAGAAAAUGGGUAUCCCAUCGACGAAAACCAGUGGCCAAAAUUUUCUUCAACCAACCUUACUACCUACGAGUUGAAUCCGAGGUCCAGCCAGCAAAUCAAGUAUCCUCAUAAAGAAGCUUGCGAGUUCUGGAGGGAAUUUAUUCAGGAAUCUUGAAAAAAAAAUCUUUUUUUUUUCAACAGACACCAAAUAAUUGAAAAGUGAUAACAGCAAAUCAUUUUUAAUAGCACUGAAAAAAGAAAGAGAAAAAGGGAGAGUGGGAGAGAAAAAAGUUUUUAUAACCACCUUGCAUUUUCGCUGUGUCCCCCAUAUGAAAACUUCUUCAACAAAAUCAAUAUUUCGUUUUAAAUGAAUUUCUUUCAUCGUCUCUAUUCUUUAUUGGCUAUCUUUUUAUUCUCUAUCUCUAUCUUCUAUUAUUUAAACAAACAACUUUUUUCUCUUCAUAUUGUUUCGACAUUUCUUGUUAAUGCAUAUAUAUACUUGUGAAGGUCUUGAGUAAAUGAUGUGCACAAAUCUUUAUAAAACAUUUUCUUAGGACAUUUUCUAACAAAUUUCAGAGUAAGAACUUCAGAAUUGUGAUUUUAUUGUAAAAUGUGAAAUUUUAAGUUAGCAUUUGACAGAAAAAUGAGUUUUAGUUUCAAGUAUUGUGUGCUAGUCUGUAUCAUUCAUAGUAAUUGCUUCACUGCACGAAGUUUUAUACUUUUUAUUUGAUCAAGUUUCAUGUCGAAUUUCAUCUCAUUGUUUUACAUUAUAGUUUUUAAAUAGGCGCUUAUUGUAAAUAUUAAAAGAAAUGAAAUAAAGAUAAUAUAUAAUAUAAUUAUAAUUUAAGAAAUAAUGCACGUAUAAUUUAAGAAAUAAUGCAACUAAAAAAAUGACGCGUACAAAUUUUUAUUCUCUAUUUUCCGACACCAGCUUCAUUAUUUUCAUCGCUCUUCAUUUCUAGGAGGUCAGUCGCGGUUUCCUAUGUUGUGCGUUGCAGCUGAUUCGGGUGAUAAGCAAACACAAGUUUAAUUUUCAGAAAGCACAACUUAAUGGAGUCAUUUUUCACACACAAAAGAAGUGGCAUUCUGUUAUACAAAAGACGAUUUGAUUUUUUGCGAAGCUUUUAAUAUUUAAAAUUAUAUUACUUUAAUUUUAACCCUUUAUUUACCGAGGUACUUUUAAGUACCGUUUAUUAAGAUUGGUAUCUUCAUAAUUUUGAUUAUCUAUCUUCUAUGAUGGUAUUCAAAAAAAAAAACCACCAUGAAAGUAUCUCAGAUAGCAAGCAGUAAAUGUCAGUUAAAGGUAGAAAAAAAUCUUAAUUUAAUUAAUUAUAAAAGGUUUCGCCUUUUCUUGGCCUCAUACUACACUGAAACUUAAUUAAUACUGCAGAAAUAAACUUAAAAAAUUGAUAAAAUAAAUCUGUAAAUAAGGGGUUGACAAUUCCAACCAUUUGUCUCUGAAUCAUACUAUGUAAAACUUUCUUUCAAAUAUUUUUACAAAUCUCUCAAAUAUUCUGAUAUUUAGAUUUGCUCUUUUAGAUAUGAGCUUCACAUUUUUUAAGCAUGUUCUCGAGUCCACAACCAUGAAUAUCCAACUUGUAAUUAAUUAAAGGAUUUUUCAAAUGCUAGACUUGAAGAUUUUAUUAUAUAUUUUCCCUUUUUUAUGCUAUAUAAGUUCAAUAUGUUUUCAUUCAAAUUAUCUUGCAAAUAAAUUUCGAUUCGAAAUAUUUUGUGUCAUUAAUAAUGGGAAUAUGACAUGACAAUUAUUUAAAUGUCUUGUCGCUCACUUUAUUCAACAUAUGUUUGGAUCGAUCCUUGAUAGCGCGUAAUAUGCGAUAUAUAUGAACCAAUUUACUCUUCUUUUUUUUUCCUUGCACAAUGUUUUGCUCAAUUCAUUUAUUUCAUAUACUAUUUUCAGUGUAAUAAACAUCUAGUUGAUUGUGCCUUUUAAUUUUUCUUUAAUUAGAUGGGAAAAAAAGGAAUGAAAAUUUGAUGCAACCAGAUGUUGCAUUUCAUUGUAUCUUCCGAGAGAAUAUUCUUUAGAAAAUGAGCUUUGUGUGACUUUAGUGCAUUUUAUUUUUCUAAAAAAAAAAAAAAAUACUGUAUUAAGUUUCCCAAAGCAACUACAAAGGACCUUUGAUCAUAUUUUGAAUAUAACAGCUUUUUAAAUGUGUAAAUAUUACUGCUUUGUUUUGUGAUUCCUGAGCAUGGAAAAUAUAAUAUUUUGCAAAAUUCAAGGUAUGUAACAAAUAAAAUUUGACUGAAUAAAGCUUUAAAACACGA
Messenger RNA from Argiope bruennichi, 3947 nucleotides. Its product is annotated as acetylcholinesterase-like. The record is from RefSeq and is a predicted model, not a curated record. NCBI's taxonomy places the organism in Eukaryota, Metazoa, Arthropoda, Arachnida, Araneae, Araneidae. Gene Ontology annotation, cellular component: plasma membrane. The coding region runs from base 106 to 1839 and encodes 577 amino acids. Gene Ontology annotation, molecular function: acetylcholinesterase activity. Gene Ontology annotation, biological process: choline metabolic process; acetylcholine catabolic process. The transcript has 4 exons.